Myotis daubentonii (Daubenton's bat) is the source of this 1549-nucleotide messenger RNA. Its product is annotated as CMRF35-like molecule 2. Gene Ontology annotation, cellular component: cell surface. Bases 140 to 1003 code for a protein of 287 amino acids. Gene Ontology annotation, molecular function: signaling receptor activity. Lineage: Eukaryota; Metazoa; Chordata; Mammalia; Chiroptera; Vespertilionidae. The record is from RefSeq and is a predicted model, not a curated record. The transcript is spliced from 6 exons.
CCGCCCUGACCCCUCCCCACCUGCAGUCUUUGCCUUCCUCAGCUCUUCUUCCCAGACAUGCUGGGCUGCUGCUGACCCCGCCAGCUCUGGCACCCUCUCCUCAGGGUGGCCGCUGCCACCCCAGCUCAGACAGAGGGCCAUGGCCUGGGAGGCCCCAUACCUGCUGCCCCUUGUCCUGCUGCUGCUCCUGGCCUCAGGCUCCUGGGAACAGCAGCCACUGCUGCUGCAGAAACUGGAAGGGGAAGAAGUCUUCGUAAGGUGCGAUUAUCCACCCCAGAAUAGUUCAAAGACGAAAACCUGGUGCAGAGUAACAUCAGCAGCAACUUGUACCUUAUUAGUCAACCAACCCAGGCUUGGCAAGGAGCCUGAAAACCCACGAUACGUCACCAGUGAUUACCCCGGACAGGGGUACUUCACCGUCAACAUGACUGCUCUGGCAGAGAAGGACUCGGGCUUGUAUUCGUGUGGACUCCAUGAAUCUUCCCGGAUCAACAUUCUCAGAACCGUCAGUCUGGCGGUCUCUCGGGCUCCAACCCCGUCCACCGCCAGGACCACCAGGACCACCGGGACCACAGCCGGGACCUUAGCCAUCAGCCCUGUCAUUGACAGCCCCCCAGGCCACAGCAAUGUCAUCCUCAGCGUGAUGGUGGUGCUCCUGCUGCUGGUGGUGCUGGCCCUCCUGGUGAUCCUGUACUUCUGGCAACGGCGACGAGCCAGGGCAGGUGAGGGCAAAGCCCAUCACAUCCAUGGCAUUUCCACCCAUGAGGAUAAGACUGUGCAUCGGACGGAUCCCCCCGCACGUCAGAGGGACUCUCAGCUUUCCUGGGGCUCCGACCAGCAGCUAGGCUCUGGCAAGGACACUGGGGACAUCCACUACGCCUCAUUUACCUGCCUGGACCCCUUCGGCCUCGAGGACCCCAUCUACAUCAACACCCGCCCCGGCCUGAGGCCCACACCUGACCCACUUCUGGCUGUGGAAUAUGCCAGCAUCGCUAAAAACUGAGCCCUGCACCCCAGCCGGCUGCCCAGGAGGAGCCCAGGAUCAGCAGGCAGAAGUCACUUCGCAGUGAGCACCUGUGUGAGGCACAGGGCUGCUCUCCCAGGGACGGGCGACUUCUUGUGGCCGAGACGGUCCCAAACCAUCAAGGGCCAUCUCUCCUGCAGAGGAGAUGAAGGGGGAGCAAAGGAGGAAAAGCAUUCUCACCCAGAGAAGAGAAGCUUCGAGUCUGAGGGUGGCGGGGCAGACGGGGACCAAGGGGUUUCUGGAUACCUGCCCACUCCCCUCUGACUGGAGAGGGCCUGGGACCCAGAGCCUCUGAGUAACCCAAUCUUCACCCCCCUCUCUGGUCUCACUUCCUUCCUGACCAGGCUAUGAAAUCCUAACGGUUAGGAAAGUUCCUCUGCUGGAGACUGUCCCUGUGAGAGCCCCUCCCAUAACUGUCCUCUCAGGGCCUCCAGGCCCGGCUGGAAAGUUCUAUCUGCCACCCCAGCUCCCCUCCUCCUUCUUGGCCUCCUGAUUCUAAUCCAUCCUCACGCACGGCCCUGCCAG